This is a messenger RNA of Neolamprologus brichardi, 1159 nucleotides long. Its product is annotated as ras-related protein rab7. NCBI's taxonomy places the organism in Eukaryota, Metazoa, Chordata, Actinopteri, Cichliformes, Cichlidae. The record is from RefSeq and is a predicted model, not a curated record. Gene Ontology annotation, cellular component: lysosome; phagocytic vesicle; late endosome. Gene Ontology annotation, molecular function: GTPase activity; GTP binding. Gene Ontology annotation, biological process: endosome to lysosome transport; phagosome-lysosome fusion.
AAUCAGACAUGGAUACGAGUGACAAAAAGGGUCCUAUUACACUGAAAAUAAUCCUCAUAGGAAACUCUGGGGUGGGAAAAUCCUCCGUCAUGAACAGAUACGUGAAUCACCGCUUCACCAACAUGUACCGGGCCACUGUGGGGACCGAUUUCCUCUCUAAAACAAUCAACAUAGAUGGGGACACAGUCACGCUGCAGAUCUGGGACACAGCAGGCACAGAGAGGUUCCAGUCUCUGGGUACACCUCUGUACAGGGGAGCUCACUGCUGCGUGCUGGUGUUUGAUGUCACAUCCAAGGCCAGCUUCUCUGCUCUGGAUGGGUGGAGGAAGGAGUUUUUGAUCCAAGGGGAACCCAAGGAUCCUUCUGAUUUCCCUUUUAUUGUACUGGGCAACAAAACGGAUCUGAGCGACCGAGAGGUGUCUGACAAACUGGCCCGGCAGUGGUGCGAGGAAAUUGGAGCUGAAUACUUUGAAGGAAGUGCCAAAGAAGAUCUGGAUGUAGAGAAGCCGUUUUUGAGAGUGGCUCAGCGUGGCUUACAGCAGUACAAAAAACACACAUUGGAAAAUACAGGACAUUUCCAGAUAACCUGCAAACAGCCGAGAGAAACUCGCAACACCUGUGAGUGCUGAGAGGCGCACUCGUCCCAGUGUGGAAGGGGAAAGUUCAGAGACCUCGGCACUGCUGAUGAGGACCUAUCUAACGAGGGUGCAAAAAUAGUGACCCAGCAAAGGUACUGUGGAAGGAAAGGACACAAUUGUAUACCACAUGGAGAGAGGAACAAACUCAUUAAAUGUUUUUUCUUCUUUUUUUUUUUUUUCUGAGAACCUUCAGCUUAUGGUCUAACUUAAGGCAUCACUACUAAAAUACACUGCUUUUUUGCAUGCAUGUCUAGUUUUGUUCAACAGACACACCGACACGCACAAAAUUAUGAAUGCAUAUGAAGAGAAAGUUUUCAUUUCUAGAAAGUAAUCGGGAGAAAUCACAAACAGAACCCGAGGUACGGGCCAGAGAAAAAGCGGCAAACCCGGGCUCUCAUCUUCAUGGCCGUCGUUACCAUCACAACUGAAUCCACUCUUACAAAGUAGAUAUACACUCAUGUCCAGUCAGAAACCUCCUCCCUGUACAAGUUUUGUAUUGUAAUGAACCUAGCAGUGAUUCG